UACACGUGAGAGCGCCGCAAGACUUUAACGGAAAUAGCAGCUUGCUGUAAAUACGAACGCGAAUUGUGCACGAGCUGACGCGCGAGUAAAAGAACGCGAUCGGAGCGAUUUUUUUUUUUGUUUGUUAAACGCAUUGUGUUAUUGUUGCCAUUAUAAAUGUGCGGUAUGCCUUUGUGUGGCAGACGCGUGCGCGCGUGUGUGUGCAACGCCUCAAAUGCAUACAAUAACGGUAAAUGCAAUUGAAAUGGAAUGCAAAUUCCAUUACGAAAUAUAAUAUGGAAAAAUUUUAAUUUGCACACAUUGUUAUGUUGUGCAGCGCGAAGCUUUUGUGUGCGGCCGAAAAGCUGUUGCAACAGUCGAUUUAAUUGCAAAACGUGGCAGCCAAUAAAAUGCGCAACCCAAUCAAUAAAUAAUAUACAGCUGGAAUGCAAUAAUUUUUUGUUUGAAACUGAAAAAUAAAUUUACUUUAUAAACGUUGCAAUUUGUGUCACGCAUAUUUCAUGCCAAACAAGCGGUUACGUAUACGCCGUGUGCAACAUGCGUUUGCGCUGCAGCGCACUGAAAUGAUACUGUUAGAAUGCAGGCAAUAAAAAAUGACAAAACUGGCUGCACACUUGCCUGAGCUGUCGCGGACAGCUAGUGUGUAUCGAUGAAAGCGAUUGUUUAACGUUGUUGCGGGCGGCCGCUUGUGUGCUUACGGUUGUGUCCGUUGAAAAGUGGGUGUUGCCCAUGGCAAGCGUAGCGGUUAUCAGUGCAUUGUAACUGUAAGAUUGUUGCGUAUGUGCAGCAAAAUAAAUUGAAAACUUAACCGCUUAAAGCCAGCAGUGGAGCACCAACGCUGGCAGCAACAAAUAGCAGCGAACACACGCUACACAUACAUAAGGGUAGCUACAGCGAAAAGCUGUGGUGCGUUGCGAGACAAUGCGCAUUGCGGUCACAGCUGCACGUUUUAUUUUCAAACACACAGCCACACAAACGCAGAAGCAAAUGACUGAUUGGCGGAAUAAAAAAUUUAAAAUAUAAAAAAAAAUAAAUAUAAAGAAUUUAAAGUGUAAAAUAUUAAUAUAAAUUUGUAAAAAAACACCCUACUGCGCCAAGGCUAAAGGUACUGCAAAUCAAUAAAUGUAAAAUGCAAUGGCUUUGCAUUAUUUAUUUAUAGUUACGCACAAGCGAAAACAGGUGCGUCCAAAAUAAAAAUAAAAAUGAAAAUAAAAUAAAUUAAAAAUAAAAAAACCAUAAAAUAAAGAAUCUUUAUAAAUGUGCUUGUUAACCGCAGUGUUGUGCAAAUAUACUUAUACAUAUGCAUGGGAAAAGUAAAAAUGUGUGCAUGUGUGGCAAACCAAGGUGAAAAAUUGAAAAAUAUAUAUCUUCAUAAGCCACACAGGCAAUAUGCCAGCAUAACUAAAUAAAUAGGCACGUUUGCCGCGCUGUUGUUUAACGCUGAUUUUUCCACAUCAAUAUUGCGGCCUCGACUACGGCACACCACGGGGACUAGACGCAUAAAUUGCGUGUGUUUGUAUGUAUGUGUGUGUACUUUUCUGCUACUUUGAAAAGCAACACUGGCUUGCGCAUUUCAAACGAAAAACACGAAAUCAGCAGGCCGAUAUGUAAGCCAUACUUGUCGCAGACACAAUUACUUAAAGGCACCAACAACAACGACAGCAAAUACACAUUUAUUGACACCGCACUGCUGUGGCACGCAGAGUGCCAAUUGCAACACGUCGCGCCCAAAUAGAGUGCGCCUACACUCGGUUACUGUGCCACAGCGUCAGCAAAUCAUACCGAAACCGAAGGCAAAUAUUUGCCGACAAAGCGUGUGAAUUGCGUUGGUGCAACGUGUCGGCACGUUUACCCAUUACCUUUAUCAUACGGCAGCGGCAGCGAAAAUGUGAGUGUGUGUGUUUAGAGGCGCAUGUGUUUAUACAAGCCACACAUAUAAACAUAUAUAUAUAUAUAUAGAUUGCCAUUCAUUUGGUAUGCAAAAAUUGUAGGGCGUAAAUUUUGUUAUGGCGCCGCACCAAACACUAUUGGCGUGCCGAUAACAAAGCGUGGCAGCACAGCUGCUUUCAACGUGUGUGUCUGCUGUAAAUAAAUAUGCGAUCGCUUGCACACAUAUACUCGCAUAUAUAAAUAUAUCAUAAAUUAACGCGCAUCACAUUAUGUAAAUGAAUGUUUCAAUUGGCGUUUAUUAAUGUGUUUGUCUUCACACACGCACACAAUAUUUGUGUUGAUGCAACACAUUAGUGCCUGCGUGCAGCAUUGUGAACAGGCACCAAUACUAUUAUACGGUGAUAAAUCAAAGAUGAGCUGAAAUUCGAGAGUAUUCAACUAAACUCACCAAACAACAAAAAAAAAAUACAACAGCAAAAUGCUGAUCAGAACAAAUUACUAACAAAUCACACACAAAAACUGAUUGAUAGUUUUCCAAAUGCAAUACCAAUACAUGCACAACAAUGAAAAGUUAGUGUGGAAAUUGCGAAACAAAAGCAAAAAGUGAAAAAAAAAAUUUAAAUUGAAGUGAAAUGAUGAAAAUAAAAAUUGGAAAAAGCAAUCACCAAAAAAGUGAAAAAAAGUAAUUGCAAGUGACUUUUAAUAAAUCUUAAACCAACGCAAACUCCGCUGUAAAACGGAAAUAUCGGUUACACCACGCAAAGAUGACAACACACCGGUGUACCGGACACUUCAGCACACACGCCCACGCCCGCACAUGUCGCACGCCAUCAAUAUUCCGCCAGUAAACACAAAUGUCCGGGCAACGCGUCCGGACCUUCGACCAAACGUGACACAUGGCUAUGUACUAUUAUGCUAGUAAAAUAUCGGCAAUCGCUUGUGGUACACGUUGCAGACAAACAGUGUUACAGAAGUCGCGCGGACAACGUGAUCGCGAUAAAUAUGUCACGGCGGACGAUGACAACGGCGCUGGCGGCUGCGUGGGCGCCACUGCCGCCACUAUGGAUGAGCAUGGCAACGUUGUUGUUGUCGCUGAUGGUGCCGGCAACGCUGGCAACGCAGGUAUGACCAUAUACACGACGGCGGCGGAGAGCGCUUUCGCGACGGCGACGCCCGGUGACGGUGUGCGUCAUCGCCGUAGGCACAGCGAACAAUUGGACGCGUACGAUUUGGAGUUGGGGUUUCAGAAGCUCGAGGUUUCAUUGGCAAAAUCAACAAAAAACACAUUCACCGGUUAUGGCGUCGGCAGCGCCAAUAUGGAUGCUGACAGUGUACAAUAUGACAUACCGAAAAACUCUUACAAACGAGCCAAUACGGACAUCAAUUACGAGAGCUCCGUAUUGGGAUCCGGUGGUAUUAUGUAUAUAAAUGGUAGAAUAGUUUCUGGACCCCUAGACUCACUGAUAGAAGUGCUAGUGCCAAAAAAUCGCAUAGAUUUCGAUAAGGAAUUUAUAUUCUCAUUUUUAUUAUCGUCACGUUUAUUUUUACGACCCCAUGAGCUGCUUGGCAAAUUAUUAUCCUCGGUACCUGAUAGCGAGUCGUUAGAAUCAUUAGUCGCAUUAUUGGCCGAGUGGACGCAAAAGUUCCCCUACGAUUAUCGCGACGAACGUAUGAUGGGCCAUGUUAAACAUAUCGUUGCCAGAUGUUCCAAUACAAAUCUAGAAGGUGUAGUUUCCGAAAUACUGAGUGCCUUGUUGAAACAAUUGACUGACUUGGAGAGACAUGAAGAAGAUCUACGCGCUUGUCAAAGUACAACUGAGAAGCCUGAACACAACAAAUUAGACUGCCCGACAUCUUCACAAUACGCACAAAUUCUCUGUCGGCUUGAGAAAAAGUUGGCAAAGCAAAUUGGCCCCGAAGAGUUUCUGCAAUGCAGCAGUAAUGUGCUGCUCGACAAACAGAAAAAGUGGGACCAACCGAGCACGUCCGGCGGUCCACCCGGUGUCCAGGAUCCGAAGAAAACGUGCAAUUUGGAAACCUACCUGGAUUGGUCGGCACGUCUGCGCCUCUUCGUAUGCAAUGAAAUAUUACAGUGUAUCGGCAUACGUGAUCGCAGUAAAACGGUGGAAUUGUGGAGUGGCGUCGCGCAGUACUGUCUGCUUGUGGGCAAUUACAAUAGUGCCACAGCAAUACUCGAGUCUCUGGAGUCGCCGCCCAUAGCGAGACUGAAAAUAACGUGGAGCAAAUUGCAAAUGACGUGUCAGCAAUUGGAUUGCAUGCAACGACAUGCUGAGGGACAUGGCGAUUUGUGGCACAAGCAAGCCAGCAUUCUGAACGAGAGUCAUCAAAAGACUGAUACAACUGCUGCGACUACCGCUGCUGCUGCUGCUGCGGUCUGUCGUGCAGCGAAUACAACAGCAGCAACAACAGACUGCGCACUGGACAGCUUGGCAACGGGCGCCACAAUAAAUGGCACAACGGUAACGGCGCAAAUGCUGGCAACACCUACAACACUCAGCACGGAACUCGCCUGUGUGGUUGCCGACGCCGUUGAAGCAGCAGCUGGCACCUGUGUAGUUGGGCUGGGCCAGGCACUUGAGACCGCCGUAGGUGAUGGUGUCGCAAUGGGAGUUGCAACAGCCAACACUCUCUCUGCCACAAGCAGCUAUAUAGGUGAGCUAACAGCACCAGCAACAACAACAACACUGGUAGCACCGGAAAUGACAGCAAACGCUACAUGCAAUGGCAAAGGCAAUAACAGCAGCAACAAUAGCAGCAAUGAAAGUACGACAAGCAGUAAUAGCAGUCGUGCGGUGGGGGCGUGCAGAAAAAUAAUUAAAUCGACAACAGCAACAACAACAGCGGUAGAUGUAACGGUAACAACUGGUGCGACAGUGACGAAACCAAACGAUUGGGUUGUGAUUCCGGUAUUUGCGGAUAUUGUUAAAUUGGCAUUGGCCGGACGCGAGGAAUGCCUGCAGCGUUUGCCAAACGGUCACAUCAAUAUUAUGGCCUUCGAUCGCAUGGCGGCCAUUGUUGGCGCCUUCACCAAGCACAUGCAUGCCGUUAAGUCGCCAAACGAAGCACCACCUGGCGAGUAUAAGACCUUCUGCCAGCACAUGCAGCGCUCAUCGAAAUUGAGCGAAACGGAACUAAUGAUGGCCUCUUUCGAUUGCGAGGAACCCAACAAUGCGGAGAAACUCAUGUAUGAUCUCAACUAGAACAACUUGGAACGCACAAUAAACUGUUGUAUAAGUGAAUAAUUUUUUUUUUUUUUUGAUUUAAGUAUGAUUUUUUACUAUACAUACAUAUGUUUAUAUAUAUAGAGAGGUUUCAGCCUCAGUCUUGUAGAGACUGCACAAUGUAGGAGAAAAUGGCUGCAAGUUUCCACCACACCUUCUUCCGGACAAUGUCCGGCAAGAACUCCCACGAUUGAUUGAAGAGGAACUUUGCUAAGAGCAAGCAGUUCAGGAGAUCUCUUACUAGGCUUGAAAGACCUCGCAGUCGCACAGCAGUUGGUCAUCGGCCAACGCCUUCUAAUCACAUGCGAGUUGACAACGGAGAUUUUACUCGUUCCCACUCCGAUGUGAGCGGGGUAUGAGUGUCUCCUCUUGGUAUCUCAUCAGCUUUGCAGUUUCCAGCUAUUUCGCAAUGACCAGUCACCUCCUGAUGAUGAAGUAGCAUGAUGUUAUUUCCAGUGAAGACGAACACUCCUUGACUAACUUUGAGUGCACAGUUUGUGAGGUCGAUAUUAAUAUCGGUCCACUCUGCUGUCGGCGGAUGCUCGCCUCCCGGAGCAGUAAAUCUACUGUUACCUUAAUAGCAGCCUCUUUAGCCUGAAAAUCACUACAGUAGUCCGGAUCUUGAGGAACUUCUUCCUAGAGAAAAACCAGAUAUAAUGUUAUUGAACGAUAGUUCAAAAUAUUCUUUCGACAUCUUUGAAGUGUCAGCUAAUUCGGUAAGGUUCAUGCCGAAAAAAAUAACUUUUCAAACUUUUUUGGUGGAGGUCCUAUAUAGCUCACGAAACAAAGGCGUAUAUUUAGGUAUAUUCAAUUCUAGCUGCUUGUUUUUAUGGAAAUUACUGGUAGUUGCCAGAACAGGAAAAUAUAACUGUAGCCAAGUGAGAGGUUUUAUUAAAGGAAAUGAGAGAAGAGUGAACAGUUUGGUUUAUAGAUAGAAAAUGAAUGCUAAUCAGACUGCUCAUUCAUCUAAAUUUGAGAGGGAACAAAACUAAAAAUUUAAAACUGGAUAGUAACGGACAAUUAGAACAGUCGAGACAUUGUAUAUAGGCACAUAUGUAUAUGUAUAUAAAAACCGCAUUUAUGUAUGUUAUAAAUUAAUUUGCAUUCACAAUAGAUAUUUUCAUCCGUAUACCAUGAUAGCAACGCGCAAAUUCAAUUAAAUCUUUAUCAAAUUCAGUGGCAUUGUGUUCACUCAACUGUUUGUAAAUUUGUAUAAAUUCAUUGUGAAACUCAAUUAGCUGCGAGUAAAUAAUGUUCAAAGAUAAGAAGAUACAAUGCUUGUAAAUUAAUAUUAAUAAUGUAUUUAGUACAAUAACGGUAUUUAUUUGUUGUUGUUUUGUGUGUGAUGAAAACGCAUACAAACAUUUUGUCGCACAACAAACAUAGAAUUUAAGAUUUAAUAAAUACAACAACGCAUAAAUGUGUGUAUGUGCGUAUGCGAGAGUGAGAGAGUGAGAGAGAAUAAAAAUUUAAUGCAUUUUUCCACACGAGCAGUUUUUGUUUAUACAAUAUUUACUCAGUCGACUGUUUGCUGCGACUUUUAUUUACGAUACGCAUUACACUUGCAAGUAAAUAUUUUAUUCACUCAAUAAAUAAAUGAAUUAUGUCCCUUGAUUUGUGUAGAGAUUUUUUAAUUGUCACUUAUUUACUCAAGCGUUCUUUAAUAUUCUAUAAUAUUUUUUAGCAAGCGCUAAUGUCUGCUGGUCUAACUGUAAAUACAAGUAUGUAUAAAUUGCAUGCAUACUUCUGCGUGACUUGGAUUAUAAGGGGACAUUAUUGUAUAUAAUUAAAUUCUUAAAUAAGGAAUUCAUAUAAAUAAGUAAAUACAAGGAAAAUAAUUAUGCUACUGACACAUAACAAAUUUGUAGAUAAAAUCGAUAGAAAGAAUUAGUAAUAUAGACAAAUUAUCGUAGAAAAUAUAAUUGAGGUAGUUUGAAGUAAAUUUAAUGAAAUUUUGUAUAUUGAAACUAAUGCUGAAUUAAUAUUUAUUUAAAAGCAAAUCAUUUGGGAAAAGCGAAAUUAAAAAACUAUAUAGGAGUAUAUAUUAUUUAUUUGA
Bactrocera neohumeralis is the source of this 7188-nucleotide messenger RNA. Its product is annotated as ras-GEF domain-containing family member 1B. Gene Ontology annotation, molecular function: guanyl-nucleotide exchange factor activity. The transcript is spliced from 12 exons. The record is from RefSeq and is a predicted model, not a curated record. Gene Ontology annotation, cellular component: plasma membrane. The coding region runs from base 2787 to 5111 and encodes 774 amino acids. NCBI's taxonomy places the organism in Eukaryota, Metazoa, Arthropoda, Insecta, Diptera, Tephritidae. Gene Ontology annotation, biological process: Ras protein signal transduction; positive regulation of GTPase activity.